This is a messenger RNA of Gallus gallus (chicken), 6016 nucleotides long. RefSeq names its product inversin (gene INVS). Gene Ontology annotation, biological process: protein localization to ciliary inversin compartment. NCBI's taxonomy places the organism in Eukaryota, Metazoa, Chordata, Aves, Galliformes, Phasianidae. Bases 1878 to 4586 code for a protein of 902 amino acids. Gene Ontology annotation, cellular component: ciliary inversin compartment. The transcript is spliced from 15 exons. The record is from RefSeq and is a predicted model, not a curated record. Gene Ontology annotation, molecular function: protein binding.
CCCAGUCCAUUCUAUGAUUCUAUGAUUGCUUGUUUACUGUUCUUCAAAGCUGAUUUUACCUGGGUUUAAUGCCUAUUAUCUGCAUAGAAUAUCUUCUACCAGACACCACUAUUGAGAGGCUGUUGCAUACUUGAAAAAUACAGGACUGUUAUCUUUACAUUAAGUUUUUUUUCAAUUUAGCAACACCCGUACAAAUCAUUUAAUAACCUUUCUUCUGUAGUUUCCAGUCAGCUUGGAAUUCAGCUCAGCUCAGAAUUCUAAGGUAACUGGGAUGGGGCUGUGGCUUAUUCACUUCAUGCAUGGGAACACAAAGAAUUACAGGAUUUACGUGGAGUGAACAGCAUUGUUCCAAAUAUAGCCUUACAUACCUGAAGCUCGUCCAUGGCUGCCAUGGAUCUGCAACAUUAUCCACAACUGUAACUUUGGAACAUACAUUCAUUGUACUGUGAAUAGUUAUGCUGGAGUAAUAACUGUUGAUCGUUGGUAAAACAAAUCAUCAGGCUACAUAAACCAUAUUGUAAUGACAUUUUAUUUGAGUUCUCCAUAGGGCUUAAACUUAUACUUACUGAAGGUAUCAGUGGGAAUGAUAUUCAGGCCAUAUAUUGUGUGUAGUGUUCUGAGAUUUUACCUGUAUUAUGCGCAUAUGGUGGUGUGUUACAAUUCAUGUUAUGAUAUCAAUGCAAAUAAUUCCUUUCUGCACUUUAAAAUGUGAAAUAAAUGACUCAGCAAACUUCAGUAACUCAAACUUUGGAGUAGAAAUGAGUUUGAUAAAGGGAAGUAUAAAGUUGUGCAUCUGAGAAAGAGUAACUGCAUGUACUGGUACAUGCUGGGGGCCAACUGGCUGGAAAGCAUCCUGGCAGAAAAGGGCCUAGGACAUGGAUGUCCUGCUUUUUGGCUUGCCUGGGCCACACUGAGUGAACAGGAAUUGUCUUGAGCUGCAGAUGCAAGAUUUGCAGUGCAAGGUUACUCCAAAAGUAAUGCCUCCUAUUUAUUCCCAUGGAGACUACAACAGAUACAGAGAGCACAAUAACACUGCUAGAGCUAACACUAUUUUGCAACAUAGUCACCACCAUUAGUUAUGGAUUUUUGCCAACAUGAACAAGAGUCUGCAUGCUGCACUCACAAAUAUCUGCACCAGUAGAGGUUACCCACUGUCACUGUUGCCACUGCUGAAAUACACCACCCACCACCUCAUUGUGCUCACAUCCACUGUUUGGUUGCCAUAAAUGGCAACAGAGGGGCCAAUGCUUGCUGAACAUCUGUUGCACAGCAACAAAAUGUAAUGGAACGCUGGUGGGAAGGUUCCGCCUCUACAGCCAUACCACCAACAUUCACCUCUGACACUGUGCUUUAAAAUAGCAGGCAUUAGUUUUGGAGCAGCCCUCACGAAAUACAUAGUUCCUGUAUAUAAAUAACAAAAUUUAUUUUAAUCUUUAAUGUUUUUUAUUAAAAGAAUAAAAAAGGGGCAACAAAAACACUGAACUAACAGGAUAUUUGAUCUUGUUUUUGUGAUGCUAACGUACCAAGCUGGUUCUGUGGCAGUGGCUGCAAUUCUUAAUGUAUUCUCAAGCAAACUGCGUUGCAUUGGAGUGCCUACUACAAUAACCCUGAGCACGUGAAACUUCUCAUAAAACAUGAUUCAAAUAUUGGAAUCCCGGAUAUUGAAGGAAAAAUCCCACUUCACUGGGCAGCUAACAAUAAGGAUCCUAGUGCAAUUCACACAGUGAAAUGUAUUCUGAUUCAGCAGUGCUUGGUUACAUGAAAAACCUUGGGAAGAUUUAAGGAGAAAAGAACAGGAUAUAGUUCCAUUAAUAUGAUGGAAGCAACUGCUUAGUACUCUGUCUCUGUUUUAUAUCUCUUCUCUUUGUUUAUUCUUCAUGGAAGCUGCACCUACAGAAUCUCUGCUUAACUGGCAAGACUAUGAAGGACGAACUCCACUUCAUUUUGCUGUUGCUGAUGGGAAUGUGGCAGUGGUUGAUGUCCUGACCUCCUACGAAGGCUGCAAUGUGACGUCGUAUGACAACUUGUUUCGAACUCCUCUUCACUGGGCAGCCUUACUUGGUCAUGCUCAGAUUGUCCAUCUCUUAUUAGAAAGAAAUAAGUUUGGAACUAUCCCAUCUGAUAGCCAAGGUGCAACACCUCUGCAUUAUGCUGCACAGAGCAACUUUGCUGAAACAGUUGAAGUAUUUUUGAAACAUCCUUCUGUAAAAGAUGACUCAGAUCUUGAGGGAAGAACGUCUUUCAUGUGGGCAGCCGGGAAAGGCAGUGACAACGUCAUAAGGACUAUGCUGGAUUUGAAACUGGAUAUUGAUAUCAAUAUGACAGACAAAUAUGCUGGGACAGCAUUACAUGCUGCUGCACUUUCUGGCCACGUCAGCACAGUGAAAUUGCUGUUGGAAUGCAAUGCACAGGUGGAUGCUUUGGAUGUCAUGAAACACACUCCACUUUUCCGAGCUUGUGAAAUGGGACACAAAGAAGUGAUACAAACACUCAUUAAAGGAGGAGCAAGAGUAGAUUUGGUUGAUCAAGAUGGCCAUUCACCCCUUCACUGGGCAGCCCUGGGAGGAAAUGCUGAUGUGUGCCAAAUCCUGAUAGAAAAUAAAAUCAACCCUAACGUGCAGGAUUACGCAGGUAGAACACCUCUGCAGUGUGCUGCGUAUGGAGGUUACAUCAACUGCAUGGUAGUAUUACUGGAAAACAAUGCAGAUCCAAAUAUUCAGGAUAAGGAGGGAAGAACUGCUUUACACUGGCUCUGUAACAAUGGCUACCUUGAUGCUAUAAAGUUACUGCUUGGUUUUGAUGCUUUCCCUAAUCAUAUGGAGAACAGCGAGGAAAGGUACACUCCACUUGAUUAUGCCUUGCUUGGCGAACACCAUGAAGUGAUUCAGUUCAUGUUAGAACAUGGAGCUCUCUCUAUAGCUGCCAUACAGGACAUUGCUGCUUUCAAAAUCCAGGCUGUUUAUAAAGGAUAUAAAGUUAGAAAGGCUUUUCAAGAGAGGAAGAAUCUUUUGAUGAAACACGAACAACUGAGGAAAGAUGCUGCUGCCAAGAAACGUGAAGAAGAAAGUAAGAGAAAAGAAGCCUGCCUGCAGAAAGGAAUGCAGAACAUGGAACAAAAUAAGUUUCAAGUACAACUGAGUACAGCAGAUCGAGAGAAGACUGCCAGCACCUUGCAGUUAUCUAAUAAACAAACUGAUCUACAGAAUAAGAGACCUCUCUCUGUCAGCGCUUCUCAAAUCCAACUAGGGAGAAACAGUAGAGGUUCCCCUAAAGCUUGUCGCAGCAAAGGGUCACCAAAGGAGAGUUGCCUGUCUUCAGAGCCGCAGAGCGAAGGUCAUAACAUCAGGCAAGAAUUAUUGAGAAAACACAUCAAGAGCAAGCCAAGUUGUGUCCAUUUCCAUUGCGGCAAAGCAAAAGAGGUAACAAAAGUUGAAGCAAAACAUCAGGUUGCAGCUGCUACAGAACUGAAUGGAGAAAAGCACAAAGAGCACGCUGUGGAGGCAAAUGGUACUUCUGCUCAUGGUAACAGAAGGCAUGCUUCUGCUUGUGGGACUGCUGGUGCUGGGGAAAAAACAAGAGAUCAAAGUCUGUCUUCAUCUGGUAACAGGGGCCAUUGUGAAGGAACUUCUGUGGUCGUGUGCAAUGUUAGUUGUGCUGGUGGAAUUGCAAGAAAUUCAAAGCGGUGUGAAGCUGUUCCAAAAAGCAAGAGGCAUCAGCAGAAAUCCAGACAUAAAGAGGUAAAUUAUGAGAGAUGUUCACCAGCUGGCUCGAGUAGACCAGGGAGUGCCAAAGUGGUAUUUGUAAACACCAGAAAUGCCACUGUUCGUGCCAUAGAACAUGCUAACAAUGUGGGAAAUCAUGAAUUGGCAAAAAAGACCUCCCCGUUAUUGUCCACUGAGACUGAAUCUACAGGAACUGGGCCAAGAAAUCCAGCAGCGUGUUCUGCUCUUGAUGACAGUUUGAACUUGGAAAAGACAGGUGAAGUUGGAUCCAGGAGUGCAGGUGACCAACUAUGUUCUGUUGCGUGGCAAAGUACAAAUAUUGAACUGAUCCCUUUAGAGAUUCGGAUGCAAAUAAUAGAAAAAGAAAGAACAAGAAAAGAGCUAUUUCGGAAGAAAAACUAUGCUGCUACAGUUAUACAGAGGACAUGGAGAAGUUACCGUCUCAGACAGGAGUUGUCUCAGCUUCUUAGUGCUAAGCGGCAGCGCAAAGAAGAUGAAGACAAAUGGAGACAAGAGACAGCUGCCUUCCUCAUCCAAGUUGCUUGGAAGAAACAGCUGAACCAUAGCCCUCAGAAAUCAGUUCCUUCAUGUAAAAGCCUGAAAUCUGUAAACAAAACCAGCUCAGCCAUAAAAACCAGCAAGCAGUCCAUCCUGAAGCAGAUCUAUGGGCGUUCUCAGGAAGGCAGAGUGUACCAGCCAGCCAGACCUCCUUCUAAGCUGAAACUUUCCGAUGUGCAGCUGGUCUCAGCGAACAACCUGCAGUACGUUAAUUUGCUGGAGAACGUGGGAAAAUCAAAGCAGUUUUCAUAUAACAUGAGACCGAGCACUGCUGCUAAAUCCAAAAGCACGAGACUCGAGCACUAAGUGGAUGUUUGGGAUUUAAGGAGCAUUCUGGUACAAAUGUAACUUCUCAUCACGUGCAAGCCAUCUACAACAGCUAAAACUUGAACAUAUUCUCAGUUCUGUAUGACAUGCCAAGCAGGCUGCUAAGGAGCCUGGCUUAUUUGUGUACAAAUUUGUCUUUAUAUUUUAAUUUAUUUACUGAUACGAUGAAAUCUGAACUGCAUUUGGAAGCAGACAAUUAAGCGCUAAGCCCAGCACUGCAGCACAGUUGCAGUGGUUCACAAACAUUUACAUUGUUGGAAGAAGGGAUUUCGAAUAUGUGCUCAUUAAAUGCAAUUGCAAAGGAGAGUGAAACUGUACCGGGGCUGUAACAGUAACUGCUGUUUGGUUUCACCUCAAAAUUUACUAAAUGUAUCUCACAAUCCAUACAGGAAAGGAGGCAUAACCUUCGUGUCCCAUUUCUGUGCUAAAGAAUAGGUCAUUUCUCAACCUGUUUUAGGGAUUUGGAAGGGUAAGGAAAAACGCUGACAAAGAAAUCACUCCGUAAGUAAAUUUCUUUCCCCAGCACAUGGGAAGUGUUAGCGGUGUUUUCUACUCUUUGAAAUAAUCCCCCAUUAUUUAUUCAUUCAGAAUUGUAUUUUUGUACUUGCACAGAAUGAGUUUCUACAGAAAGCAAUACAGGGCAGGGCCUAUGCUAGUAGGAAACUUAUCUUUAGAGCAGUUGGAGCUGCUGCUGUACAGUAUUUACUUUGCACAACAUCUUCAAGAAUAGGAAUUCCUGAAAUCAGAAUAAUCAUUUAUGUGUCAAGUGGUGGACGUAUAACUUUUUUCUAGUUGGCGUUACGUAUUCAAAUUCUUUAAUUGGAUGGAGUGCAGAUGAAUCUCUGCUUCCCUCCGAGCACUUCAGCCUCAUGGAGGUCCCUUAUGACCCUUCCUGUGGUCCUUCUAGAAACCCACCUUCCAGUGAAGCCGCAGUUACGUGCCUGAAAAGAAAGCUAAAGGAGGGAUGCAGCUCUUUGUAAAAUUUUUAUUCUGUUUCACUUACAAAAAAAUGGACAAGCUUUGUUCCAACAUCUCCCGUUCAAAACUAAAUAGAAGUAAAUGCUUUACAAUAAAUGCAGUUCCACCUCUUUAAUAUACCGCGUUCAUAGGGCUGGGUCCCUGCGGGUGAGAGGCCAGGUAGAUGUUGAAGCAGUAAUGGAGGUCCGUCAGCCACUGCUCUUGGACUUCGCCACUCUUCAGGGUCUAGAAAGUAAGGGGGGAGGAGGGAAAUUCAGCAACAGCAUUUAUGAAGCUUUGCUUUGUUCUUACAGUUAAGCAGGUGCUCUGCUAAACACACCCCACGGCCUCAUUCACCGGCAUGCGGUGACAGUUCUCAUUUAACCCGUAUGUUUAAACACGGUACGUCUGUUAGUGCUGACAUAAUAAAGCGUUACUAUUUGGUAUGUGAA